UUAAGCUAUUUAUUUAUUUAUUUAUUUUGGGUGGAAUGCUUGAGCUUUUCCGUUCAAAUAUAAUUUGUUUCGACUUUCGAGUGCCCUGUAAACCCUAAACGAAGGAAGCAGUGAACCCGGUGAUAAGUUCCCCGUCGGCGACCAUGACUUUCAAGCGCAGAAAUGGAGGACGUAACAAGCACGGCCGUGGCCAUGUCAACUUCGUCCGCUGCUCCAAUUGCGGCAAGUGUUGUCCUAAGGACAAGGCGAUUAAGAGGUUUUUGGUGAGAAACAUUGUAGAGCAAGCUGCGGUGAGGGACAUUCAAGAGGCUUGUGUUUUUGACGGCUAUGUUCUCCCUAAGCUGUACGUGAAGAUGCAAUACUGUGUUUCCUGUGCAAUCCACUCCAGGGUUGUCAGGGUUCGAUCCCGCGAGGAUCGAAGGAAGCGCGAGCCCCCUCAGCGGUUCACCAGGCGCAAGGAGGAUCAGCAAAGGCCUGGAGGCCCUGGUCAGGCUCCUCGUACUGGAGCACCGGUUGCUGCUCGCACGUGAGAAGAAAAGGGUUCUGUUCUCUUCCGUUGGCCCUCAGUGCAGAUGUAGAGAGCUUUCAGUGCUUCAUCAUAGUUUAGGCAGUCCUUUGUUUUCCCUCUUAUGACUCAUGACAGCCAGUUGGAUCGGUCUUCGAGUCCCUGCACGUUUUGAUGGUCAUAUAUCCCUCAUAAGAUAGUUAUAUGUUUGUUGAACUGGUUCGUAAUCAGUUCUGCUGUGUUUUGUUGUUAGAAAUCUCGUUGUGACUGCAUAUUUUGUUGAGGCGGCAUUCUAGUUGAGACUGCUAUUCUGCCGUGACCAAUAUUUGCAAGCAAUGAAAGAAGAAAGAGCAGGGACGGAACAAUAUAUAUAGUCCGAGUCCGAGCCGGAAAAGGAAUUCCUAGUCCUAGCUGCCAACGGAUCCGAGUGUAGAAAAGAAAACGCCGACCCCCUCCCUAUAAAAAGGAAGUUUCACAUCAGAGUUCUCUCCCACAUCAAAUUAGAAAUUAAGUAGAUAAUGUCGACGGCGGCGGAAUCAACAAG
This is a messenger RNA of Linum tenue, 1049 nucleotides long. The record is from the annotation of a GenBank genome assembly. NCBI's taxonomy places the organism in Eukaryota, Viridiplantae, Streptophyta, Magnoliopsida, Malpighiales, Linaceae.